GGUUUGGGGGGGGGUGAUUGGGUGAUUCUAAGGAGCGCUGUAGACCCCGCAAGCGCAAGGUGCUGACGACCCGAAGCAGCGCCGCCUUUUCCGUGGGCGCUUGGCUCAAGCCGACGGCACACUCGAAACCAAAGCUGAGCCGAAAGCAGAGAUGGAUAUGAGGCAAAAGGACGUGGAGGUUUGCAGCCAGGACAGCACCGCCAGCGGAGGGAGCAGCAAAGGCAGCCUCAGUGUGGCCUCGGCGAACGGCAGCAACAGGUUCCGGCGGGGCGGCAUUUUGCCCACUGCGAUCUGCCUCAGCAAGGCGGCCAUCGGCGCCGGAGUGCUGUCGGUAGCGGCGCACGCGGCGGAAGUGGGCGCUGUGUAUCAGUUCGCUUGCCUCGUGCUGGGCGGGCUACUCACUUUGGCCAGCAUCCGCAUGAUCGCGAAUGCCAGUGUGGAGACGGGCUGCUGGAGCUAUGAGGACGACAUUUGCGAUGAGCUCUUUCACCCGGCGAUGUCGCUUUUCACUGGCUUCAUCAACGUGUGCAACUGCCUGGGCUCCGCUGCUGGAUACCUCAUUGUGUGCGGGCAAGUGUUUCAGGUGGUCUUCCGGGCGGAUGACAAUGCCCGGAACCUUUUCGUGGUGCUGGUGGGCGUUUUCAUCUGCGGCCCUUUGGCUUUGGCCCGUCACGUGGGAUUCAUGCGGCACCUGGCGGCCAUCAGCGUGGGGGCUCUACUGCUGUUGGUGGGGUCGGUGGUGUGGUACUGGGCCCAGCACGGCAUCGACGAGUCCGUGGACGUGGAGAGCUUCCUGCUUCCCAGCUCGGGCGCCACGGUGUUUACCUACAUGAACUCCAUCAAUAACAUGGUCUUCGCCUACAACAACCAGUUCAACGUCCCGCAGCUCACUGGAGAGUUGACACCAGUUCCCUCUGUGCGCAAGAUGACCAAGGUCGCUUUUCUGAGCACGAGCCUAUGCUUUCUGCUCUAUGGGAGCGUGUCCAUCUUCGGCGUGCUGGCAUUCGGCGUGGCCGACGACAAUCAGAAGGACACACUGAUCCUGGAUUUGAUGCCGGCACGCAAGGAGUGGCACGUGGUGGUGUCGCUCUUUGCGGUGAUGUUCAGCGUCCUCACGUGCUUCCAGUUCCAUGUGUACCCCAUCCGACAAUUCUCUGCUUAUGCAGUGCGCAAGCUCCGCGGGCUUCCGGCCAAAGCCGCAGACGACGAGGAGGAGAUCGCAAGCGACGGAUGUGGCGGCCGGUCGCUGGCGCGGUGGCUGGAUAUCGCCUGUGCUUUGGGAGCCGUGGCGGUCGCCAUCCUGAUCGCCGUGGUGGUCACCUCCCUGCGCUCCAUCCUGGACUUCAUCGGGGCCUUUGCCUCCGCUUACAUCUCCUACGUGGUGCCCCCCCUGUGGAUCCUGGCCCUCCGCAAGAAGGGCAAGGACUUCUCCUGGCUGGCGCCAGAGAUCCUCUUCAGCCUGGCAUUGCUGUCGCUCGGCGUCUUCUUCUUCGUCUUUGGCACCUACUGCGCCAUAAAGGGGGCGUGAUCUCGUGAUCUGGCCUGGUCAAGGUGGUUUCAAUCGGGCCCUGAGUUCCCUCGAGCUUAUGUGUACAAACAAAUCGCCUGGCCGAGUUUCGCGACUUCGCCUGGGGGGUGGCGACCUGAGUCGCGAACCCUCAGUUGCAUCGGUGUCCUUUUUGGUUGUCUUGGUC
Effrenium voratum is the source of this 1694-nucleotide messenger RNA. The record is from the annotation of a GenBank genome assembly. Lineage: Eukaryota; Dinophyceae; Suessiales; Symbiodiniaceae.